CCCUCUCUCCCUUUACUCCUAUUCCUUUCACCUCUCUUUCUCUCUCUCUUUCUCUACUUUUGAUCAUAAUUAUUGUUUUUUUUUUUUCUUAUUCUUCCUCUUUUAUAAUGAUCAUCAACUGAUCAUCAUCAAACUAUAUUAUUUUAUACAUCUUCAACCAGAAGAAGAGAAAAAACAAGAACACAAACACAAACAACAUGUCAAGCAAGGAAUAUGGAGAGGGAUCGUCGAGCUCACCUCCGACAACAGCGACGACCCCAAGUCGUUACGAGUCGCAAAAACGUCGAGAUUGGAACACUUUUGGGCAAUACUUGAAGAAUCAAAGACCACCAGUAGCACUAUCUCAAUGCAACUUCAACCAUGUGUUGGAGUUUUUAAGGUACUUAGAUCAAUUUGGGAAGACAAAAGUUCAUGUCCAAGGUUGUAUGUUUUACGGGCAGCCAGAACCACCUGCCCCUUGUACCUGCCCAUUAAAACAAGCUUGGGGCAGCCUUGAUGCUUUAAUAGGGCGUUUAAGGGCAGCUUAUGAAGAAAAUGGUGGUUCCCCUGAAAGUAAUCCUUUUGCAAGUGCUUCUAUAAGGGUUUAUUUAAGAGAAGUAAGAGAGUGUCAAGCUAAAGCAAGAGGUAUUCCUUAUAAAAAGAAGAAGAAGAGCAACAAGGCCAAUAAUAAUACCAAUCUUCUUGUUGAUGAUUCAACUAAUAAUACUUCUUCUUCUUCCAUAAUGCACUUUUCAACUCCUUGAAACUUACCCUUCCAUCACUUCAAUUUUAUCCUCAUCUUUCUUCCCAUCAUCACAUCAAAAUUAUGGAUCAAAUCUUGGAGCAUAAAAGAAUCAAAGAGAACAGAAUGAAGUCUAUUCAAAAGCAGAAAUGUAUUGAAAAGGCUGAAACUUUGAAGUUGAUUUUCCCUUUUUUUUUUUUUUGUCUAGGCAAUUUCACAUUGGGAAAACUAUAUAUUAAGUUUGUGUAUACAACUGCUAUUAUACAGCCAUAUGCAUGUCCCCUUAUUACA
Messenger RNA from Benincasa hispida (wax gourd), 1012 nucleotides. RefSeq names its product protein LIGHT-DEPENDENT SHORT HYPOCOTYLS 10-like. Lineage: Eukaryota; Viridiplantae; Streptophyta; Magnoliopsida; Cucurbitales; Cucurbitaceae. Gene Ontology annotation, biological process: mRNA transcription; response to light stimulus. The record is from RefSeq and is a predicted model, not a curated record. Gene Ontology annotation, cellular component: nucleus.